AUGUCCUCUGAACUUCGAUACACUGCCAACACCCAGCUCGAACAGCUCCACGCCAGGUAUACCGGUACUGGACAUGCCGAUACCACCAAGUACGAAUGGCUCACUCACCAACACCGUGACACCCUCGCCUCCAUCGUCGGCCAUCCCGCGCUCUUGGGAUACUUGUCUGUAGCGGAUGGCGAGUCUCAGGCUAGGGAAAGGUUUGAGUUGACAGAAAAAAUGCUGCAGCCAUGCGGCAAACCGCCCGCAAAGUCUGAGGAAUAG
This is a messenger RNA of Cryptococcus amylolentus CBS 6039, 264 nucleotides long. RefSeq lists its product as hypothetical. Bases 1 to 264 code for a protein of 87 amino acids. Gene Ontology annotation, cellular component: precatalytic spliceosome; U2 snRNP. Gene Ontology annotation, biological process: mRNA splicing, via spliceosome. Lineage: Eukaryota; Fungi; Basidiomycota; Tremellomycetes; Tremellales; Cryptococcaceae. The record is from RefSeq and is a predicted model, not a curated record. The transcript has 5 exons.